Molecule: messenger RNA, 2155 nt
Organism: Elaeis guineensis (African oil palm)
Lineage: Eukaryota; Viridiplantae; Streptophyta; Magnoliopsida; Arecales; Arecaceae
Product: eukaryotic translation initiation factor 5
Biological process (GO): formation of cytoplasmic translation initiation complex; translational initiation
Cellular component (GO): cytosol
Molecular function (GO): GDP-dissociation inhibitor activity; eukaryotic initiation factor eIF2 binding; translation initiation factor activity
Source: RefSeq, a predicted model, not a curated record
AAUCCUUCGAGAACCAGGCUUUCGGUUCCUCGGUUUAUCCUAUAAAACGCCAAGCCUCGUCCCUCUCUGCCCUCAAUUCAUCCGAGUCCGGGCAAAGGGAACGGUCCAGAGAUUCCUAGGAGCUGCCUUGUCAAGUUGGAAUUCUUGAUCUGAUGCACUUGUCAGAACAUGAAUGCUGAAUGGAAGUUGUAAAAUCUGUCUAUAAUAUCACAACAUUGUGAAAGUGGAGGGUGUCAAAAUUGAAGCUUCGUUUAUGUCUGAACAAGCCUCACUCUAUUUGGGAUCAAUUGGAUUGCUUGGAGGAUAUUCUCCUACAUCAAGAAAAAGGUACAGGCUCCCCUGGGAGAGGUUUGGCUGCAUGCAUCAGGGGCAACUUCAACAUUCUACAUCUUGCUGUCAUAUGCAACCUCCCCUCAUUGCAGAAAAUCUGCUUGGUGUUCUUGAAGGAAACGGCCAAACUUUUUCUUCUGGUGCUUGCUACCUCUCUUAGUAAGGAAUCAGUUUCUUCAGAGAUGGCUUUGCAGAAUAUCGGUGCUUCAAACAGCGAUGAUGCCUUCUAUAGGUACAAGAUGCCCAAGAUGAUAACCAAAAUAGAAGGCCGUGGAAAUGGCAUCAAGACUAACAUUGUGAACAUGGUGGAUAUUGCAAAGGCAUUGGCCAGGCCAGCUUCUUACACAACAAAAUAUUUUGGAUGUGAGCUUGGGGCACAGUCAAAAUUUGAUGAAAAAACAGGGACUUCCUUGGUCAAUGGGGCCCAUGACACUGCCAAGCUGGCUGGACUUCUGGAGAAUUUCAUCAAGAAAUAUGUUCAGUGCUAUGGAUGUGGCAACCCAGAGACAGAGAUCAUCAUCAGUAAGAACCAGAUGAUAACACUGAAAUGUGCAGCCUGUGGCUUCAUGUCUGAUGUUGACAUGAGGGACAAGCUGACAACCUUCAUCUUGAAGAACCCUCCUGAACAGAAGAAGGGAGCAAAGGACAAGAAGGGUUUGAGGAGGGCAGAGAAGGAGCGGCUAAAGGAAGGGGAGGCUGCUGAUGAGGAGCAGAAGAAGCUGAAGAAGGACCCAAAGAAGAAAGGAACAACGACUUCCAAGGAUGGUGCUUCUUCAAAGGUUGCUGCUGCGAGGAAGAAAGCUAGUGGUGGCUCUGAUGAGGAUCGUUCAGCCUCACCUGCUGGCAGCCAACAUGGUGAUGAUAAUGCAGCUAAUGAUGAUGACAAUGAUGAUGUGCAGUGGCAGACAGAUACAUCGCUUGAAGCUGCAAAACAGCGUAUCCAAGAACAACUGAAUGCUGUGACAGCUGAGAUGGUGAUGCUCUCCACCAAUGAGCCAGACCAGGAGAAGAAGCCUCAGAAGGCAAAGAAAGAGGGCGCUGCUAAUGGUACCGAUAAAGCUGCAGACAAACCUGGUGCAGCCCAAAAUGGUGUCAGUGCUGAUGGUUAUGAAACACUGAUUAAGGAGAUCAAGGGCAACCUGAGCAAGGGGUCCACACCAGGCCAGCUUCACGCCUUUCUGGGUUCUGUUACCGAAUCUCCUCAGGAAGCCAUGACAGCCCUGUUUGAAGCACUCUUUGAUGGUGCUGGGAAAGGAUUUGCUAAAGAGGUGGGCAAGAAAAAGAAUUACAUCAGUGCUGCGGUGCAGGAUGAAGGAUCCCAGAUGCUUUUGCUCCGAUCCAUUGAAGCUUUCUGCAGCAAGUGCAGUGCAGAUGCUGUGAAAGAGGUUGCCCUUGUUCUGAAGGUCCUCUACGAUGGAGAUGUGCUGGAGGAGGAGAGCAUCGUCCAGUGGUAUGAGGAAGGGCUAGCAGGUGGCAAAAAUUCUCAGGUGCUGAAGAUUGCUAAGCCCUUUGUGGAGUGGCUCCAAAAUGCCGAGUCUGAAUCAGAGGAGUGAUAACAUGCGCGCAUACCCUUUGAAUCUCCUCCUUUUAUGCUUUGCUUGCAGUCAGUACGGUUGAAUAAAUUGAGAGUCGCAUGUUUGAGGCAGGGACUCUGUCAGAGUAUCUAUCUUUAGAUCCUUACGACGCCACCACUGUGGUGUUGUGUGGUGUUAUGCUGGUCUUUGCUUUGGUUCUGUGAUAUUGCUCGUCUCUGUGUGACAAACUUCCUUUACAUAAAGUAUGAUUAGCGUGAUGAAAAUUGAAGUGCGGCCUGGCAUGUGGAUUU